Geosmithia morbida is the source of this 918-nucleotide messenger RNA. Its product is annotated as Ribulose-5-phosphate 4-epimerase/Fuculose-1-phosphate aldolase. Gene Ontology annotation, cellular component: cytoskeleton. The coding region runs from base 1 to 918 and encodes 305 amino acids. The transcript is spliced from 3 exons. NCBI's taxonomy places the organism in Eukaryota, Fungi, Ascomycota, Sordariomycetes, Hypocreales, Bionectriaceae. Gene Ontology annotation, molecular function: actin filament binding. The record is from RefSeq and is a predicted model, not a curated record.
AUGUCCACCACGACAGUCACAACGCUUGAGCCGGCGUCCCUCAACCUGGCCAGCUCACCCCGGUCCAUCCCUCCCGCCCAGGAAGCGCCCACCGCCACAGCCCGCCCGGGUCCGUCAGCCGCCCUGAGUGCCUGCGCGACUGGCGGUUACGAAGUCGAGGGCAUCCCCCAGUUUGACGACCCCUACAAGAAGCGUCGAUGGCAGCUCGAGCACCUGGCCGGUGCCUUCCGGGUAUUCGCCCGCAAGGGAUACACGGAGGGUACGGCCGGGCACAUCUCCGUCCGCGACCCCGUUGACCCCUCAACGUUCUGGAUCAACCCCCUCGGAGUCCACUUCGGCCUCCUGACGGCCUCGGACAUGGUACACAUCAACGAGGAGGGCCACGUAAUCGGCGGUGCGCGCCGGCCCGUCAACGCGGCGGGCUUCAUGAUCCACAGCGCCAUCCACAAGGCCCGCCCGGACAUCAACGCCGUGUGUCACACGCACUCCCCCGCCGGAAAGGCCUGGUCCACCUUUGGUCGUCCCGUCGACAUCAUCAACCAGGACAGCUGCACCUUCUACGGCAUCCAGACCGUCUACGAGAACUUUGGGGGCGUCGUCCUCGAGAAGGAGGAGGGCGAGCGCAUCGCCGCCGCCCUCGGCGACGGGAACCGCGUUGCCAUCCUGCAGAACCACGGCCUCCUCACCGCAGGGGCCACCGUCGACGAGGCUGCCUACCUCUUCACCGCACUCGAGAGGACCUGCGAGGUACAGAUCAUGGCUGAGAGCACAAACCUCCCCAAGAAGAUCAUCGGUCACGAUGAGGCCCAGUACACCGCCAACGUCAAUGCCGAUCCCGAUACCCUCUAUGCCGAAUUCCAGCCCGAUUUCGACUAUGAGAUUCGGAAAUCAAAGGGAGAGCUUAGCAAGGGUAUUUGA